UCCAAAGGAAAAGAUGAGAAAUUGAAAUAUGCUAAAACCAAAAACCCAGUGAGCGGAAGACCUGGUAGGGUUUUUUGGGGCCAUUUCCAGUUCAAAAUUGGAAAUUGAUCAUCUAUUCUUAACUGAAACGAUGGUAUUGCUUUCCAAAUUGAAAGUCGUUACCCUCAGAUUGUGUCAUUCUCCAUCUUCCUGCAUAGUAGCUUCCACAUUUAAACGAUUUGUAGUUGGAGAUGUAAAACCCUCGCACUUUCCUCUUCAAAAUAUGCUACUCUGCAGACGCUUCACCUCAGAAAGCUCAGAAACCCACCACGAUUUCACAGUCAAUUACCUCAUAAACUCAUGUGGGCUGUCCCCAGAAGGUGCGAUUUCAGCGUCUAAGUGGGUCGAGUUGCGAUCCCCCAAAAGUGCAGACUCCGUUUUGUCCUUACUUAGUAACCAUGGAUUCUCUGAGAGCCAGAUCUCCUAUAUCGUCAGGAAUCACUCUCAAGUUCUUAACUCCAAUCCGGAGAAAACCCUUUUGCCAAAGCUUGAGUUUUUCGCUUCUCUUGGAUUUUCAGAGGGGUACCUUGCAAAAACUCUGGCAUAUGAACCGAAUCUUUUGUCUACGAGCUUGGAGAAACGGAUUGCACCCACUUAUGAUUUCCUUAGGAGUCUGCUUUCUCAGAAAAAUGUCGUUUCCGUUUUAAGGCGCGGCUCCUGGAUUUUUGCUGAAGGCCACUCUAAGAAGGUGGCGCCAAAUAUUGAGGUUUUGAGAGAUUCUGGUAUUCCCCAAUCCUGCAUUUCUCACUUGCUUGUUUAUCACCCCAAGGUUUUUAUGCGAAAGCCUAAAGAGCUUGGUGAACUUGUGGAUGAGGUUAAGCAAAUGGGUUUUAAUCUGCAAAAAUCAAAAUCGGUACUCGCAAUAUACGCAUUGUGUGGUAGCAAUAGGUCUGUAUGGAAUCGAAGUCGCAAAAUUUAUAAGAGGUGGGGUUGGUCUGAGGAUGAUGUUCUCUCUGCUUUCAGGAGUCAGCCUUAUUGUAUGAUUGUCUCGGAGAAGAAAUUAAUACGAGCACUGGAAUUUUUAGUGAACGAGAUGGGGUGGUCUUCAAAAAUUAUUGUAAAAAGCCCGCAGGUCAUCUGUUUAAGUUUGGAGAAGAGAGUGAUUCCAAGGUGUUCAGUUGUUAAAGUUUUAUUGUUGAAAGGAUUGAUAAAGGGGAUUGAAAAUGUGAGUUUGUCUUCUUUGUUGGUGCCUGCGGAGAAGUAUUUCUUGGAGAGGUUUGUGGCCAGAAAUAUAAAUGAAGUACCUCAGUUAUUGAGUGUGUAUCAAGGAAGAGUUGAAGUCCAGGAUGUAUGAUGGUGGUAGGUCAAAAGAGUUGAAGUCCAGGAUGUCUGAUGGUGGUAGUAUCGUAGAUGCAGUGCUGUUCAUUUCCAUUGGUAGGAGCUAACUUUUGGCUCAGCAUUGUAAGUUUGUGAACUUAAGUACUGUUUUAUAUUUUUCUAGAAAUGAAUUCAUUUGUUAAUUAUUUGUUUGUCUUAGCGUUCCACUGUCUAGCUACUUUAGUUAUAUAUUUACUUUCUUAUUUGGAACUAACUUAGUGGGAAAAGGCUUUUGUAGUUGUUGUUGUAUUUGAAAUUAACUUGAGAUUUGACCAGAUUGUGGUGCUUUCAACUUAAGAUUGGUGUUCUUGACUUUGUUCGUAUGGGAACUGCAUUCGAUAGAUUAUACACAUAUGUUGCUUUAUUGGGGUUCAAUCUAAUCUAUUGUGGCAAUGAAGGAAUGAAAAAACCUGCCACUCCGUGCAAUAUGUGUGUGUGUACGUUCUUUGUACUUUAGAGGAAAAUAAGUGGAAUGUGGAAGAGUUAGAUUUCAUUGGUAGCAUCUAGCUUUUAGCUCAGUAUUGUAACUGCUGUUUUAUUUGUACCCAACAAUGCAGCACUGCUCAUUGCUAGUACCUCAUUUAGUUAUGUACACUAAUUUCCCUCGGGCAUGUUGUUUGCAUAACCAUGCGAAGAGCUAGUGAGGGCCGGGAUGCAAGAUCAUAUCUAUUGCAGUAUCGGAUCCGAAGCUGAGCAAACUGUGCGAAAACUACUGCUUUGUUUUUCGGUUCAAUGUGAAGUCUAAGGAAGAGAAAUCCUAACCAGAAAGCCAGGGAAGUAAGGUUAUGAAAGGUAGUUUGUUGGCUCGACCAAAAAGAAAGAUUGAAACAGCCAAGAACAGUGAAAACCUUUCAAGUGACAAGUUAUAAUCUUAAUGCAGGAAAUGCAUAUCUUGUUAACGUAUCUGAAAGCAGCUUGAUGAUGACAGGCGCUGCUCUCUGUGGUUGUGGUGCGUUCAACUGUAGAUGGUUCUUGAGUUUGUUCGUCUGGGAACUGCCUUUGGUAGAUUGUACAAUCUUAUUCUGGAGAUGAAAAAUACAAAAGUAACUUGUGUGAAUUUUCACAUUAUAAGUUGUGUUGGAUAUCGUUGAUUGUCUGCGAGUAGUCUGUGUUAUGCUCUGCUAGUGUCUAAUGAUAUUCCUCCACAAGCAGUUAUCCUUGUUUUCUGUGGCAAUGGCUGGGUAAAGUAUCACUGUAUCAUUGUGCUUCCCUUGCGCUUGUAAGAAUUAUGCAACGCUUGCGUUAUUAAAAAAAACGAAAAUGCAACUCUUGUCGCUGAUUUUUGCGUUUUUCAAGGGACAAAAGAUCAGGCUUUGAUAAGAUUUGUAAUGCAGAGUAAUUGCCUAUGGAAGCUAGCCUUUUCUCAGUGGCCAUGGCCUAGUGAACAAGAUGGGAUGGCCGUCGGAAAUGAUUGCCAGAUCACCAGUGGUCAUGUUUUACAGUUUGGAGAAGGGAUUUAUACCCCCGAUGUUCAGUUGUUGAAAGGAUUGAUAAACGGGAUUCAAACUGUGAGUUUGUGUUCUGUGUUGGUGCCUGUGAAGUUGUUCUUGGAGAGGUUUGUGGCGAGAUAUAUAAACAAAGUAUCUCAGUUAUUGAGUGUGUAUCACGGAAGAGUUGAAGUCCAGGAUGUAUGAUGUUCUUAGGUCAAAAGAGGUUUGAUAUUCGUUAUAAUUUGGGACGCCUUGAUGUAGUACCGUAGAUGCACUGCUGUUUACUUCCAUUGGUAGCAGCUAACUUUUGGUUCAGCAUUGUAAGUUUGUGACCUUAGCUAGUGUUUUAUAUUUCUCUAGCUACUUGAGUUGUAUAUCAACUUAAGAUUGAUUGUUCGUCUGGGAA
Malus domestica (apple) is the source of this 3192-nucleotide messenger RNA. The record is from RefSeq and is a predicted model, not a curated record. NCBI's taxonomy places the organism in Eukaryota, Viridiplantae, Streptophyta, Magnoliopsida, Rosales, Rosaceae.